This is a messenger RNA of Nematostella vectensis (starlet sea anemone), 13973 nucleotides long. RefSeq lists its product as uncharacterized. Lineage: Eukaryota; Metazoa; Cnidaria; Anthozoa; Actiniaria; Edwardsiidae. The transcript is spliced from 3 exons. The record is from RefSeq and is a predicted model, not a curated record. The coding region runs from base 2194 to 4038 and encodes 614 amino acids.
UGUGCCCGAGGGGGUCUUGAACUACCCAUAAGUCCGUGGGCUCAUGAGGUUUUCGCGCCGUCUCGCACUUCGCAUCAAAGUGUGAAGAGUUCUUUCGUUCCUUCAAAUAAUCAGCUUCUUCGCGUUUAUCGGCUAGCAAAGAAGGAGAUAGAGUGAAUUGAGGAGAUAGAGUGAAUUGAGUCCUGCAUCUUUUUAAAGCGUACUUUAAAUGACAAAGCCCAGCGACCAAGUUCGAGAAACACGAUCUUGACAAAACCCAGUCAUUUGAAUAAGCCGUUGGGAGACGCUGAUAUCGAUGAACAGUCCAAGGUGGGAGUGCUUCUAAAAUGAAAACUCCGAAUUUGUUUGGGAAUGAAAGCUCGAACUUCCUUAGUAAAGUAACACCGUAACUUUUCCACAAGCCAGUGUAGUUUGAAAAUUUUGCCCCUUGUUUUCUUAUUCAACAGACAUGGUAUGGUUUGGAUCACACAGAUUGAGAGACUGCAUCAUGGCCCACCACCUGUCAACCUUUCUCCGCUGCCUGUCCAUAACACUCACACACCAAGAGCAUUGCAUCAACCUGCAUAGGGAUCAUCUCCAAAACAUCAUCUUCUUCACAGAGACCUCGGGUGUAUACCAGGCAGCUUUUGUUCAGAGUUCAGAGUUGAGAAGGUCUUCAGAAAGUUGGUCUAUGUCAACCAAUCGAAGCUUUCUGAAAUUCACGACUUUCUUCGCAAACUGUGGUUUGCAAAGGUCAAGUUCACAGUGUAUGGCAUGGUGGUCAGAAGUCAUCGGGUUCCGGACAGAAAUCCCUUUGAUGAUGUCAUCAUCAGACCAAGUUAUUACAAGGUCUAGGGUGUGGCCAUCUUUAUGCGUUAUGCCUUUGACGUGCUGCUUUAGGUCAAAUGCAUCUAAUAUGUUGGAAAACUUUUUAGCAUAUCUGUCAUUAGCAUCAUCCAUGUGGAGAUUGAAAUCACCAAUAAACAAUAGUUGACCAUUAGACUCAGCAAGAACCUGCUCCAGUAAUCGAGAGAACUCAUCAAAAAACAAUGUGUAUGUGGAUUCAGGUGGUCUGUAGACAACAAAAAUCCUGAGCUGGACAGAAUCACGAAGCCGCACAUCCAUGAACUCGAACGUGUUGAACUGUUCACAAAUCCGGCUGUUGAUUUCAAGACGAUCUUUAAAGAGCAGUGCAACACCACCACCUCUUGCAUUUAGCCUUGGGCUGUGAAGAAAACGGUAUCCUGUAGGACAAAGGGUACCCAUUUCGACAGAAUUGUAAUCACCAUUCUUAAACCACGUCUCCGUGAUUGCCAAUAUAUCUAUGGCAUUGUCCACCGUAAAGUCUUUUAUAAUUGGAGCUUUAUUAUUUGCUGAUCUAACAUUAAGGUGAGACAGACGCAGUCUGAUCUUUUUGUUUAUAUUAUCUUUGUUGGUAUUGACAAUAGGGAUCGGGAUUAAAUUACUUGAUCUCACCGAUUUUCGUUUAGAUUGAGACUCCACCAGUUUAUCAUUUGCUGGAUAGUUAUUGACAAGAACAGGGAUGGGUUGCCUUGCAUUGUUCAUCAUCGAAAAGUUAUAUGUUCGAUGAAGGUGCUGAGGGUUGUUCAUCUCUAGCUGCGACUGUCGAGUAUCAAUAAGAUUAUGAGCGUUUCGUGUCCGAGUCCAUGUAGAACUACGAACUUUAAAGUGAGAUGAAACAACUGCUGGAAUGGGGCUGUUCUCAGGUCCUGGGUUCAGUUUGAAAACUAGGUCACCUUCAAGAGGGAGGUGAAAGGUGGCACUCGUGUUGUUGUAAUACAUGCAGGAGCAUUUCUGUCUUCUGAUUCGUACUCUUGAAAAAAUCGGUCGAGUGGAGCAAUGCCCUAUCCAUCGAACCUCGGAGGAAACAGGCGCUUUCGAAGACGCCAGCACCAGCAUAAGUGAAACAUAGAGAACAAGUGCAAGGCUGCUCCUCAUUGUGCGCACCAGAAACCAGAAAGAAAAAAAAAUUGUACUUGAUGAUGGAAAUUGGGUGUUUCAAGAAAAUAAGAAGUUUUGACUAAAAUUGCUUUCUUAUUAUAUUCUUAACUUUCACGUGACGUCACAGCCAUAUCCAAUUACCAUGUCCGCCAUUACUGUGCCCCUCAGCAGUAAGGAAAUGUAUGUAAAGUAAUGUCAUUUCUGUAGUGUUUUCUAAUUUUCUCGUCAAAAAGUGCUUUUUUAGACCCGCAAAUGUCAGUACCAGUAUUGCCGAAAUAUGCUACAUCACUAGAGGGUAAUAUAAAGAAUCGUUACAUCCAGAAAAUUGAAAAAAUCGGCAUCGAUCCAGCUACUAUUCCCGAUGAAGAACUGAAUCCUGAGUGUUUACCGCCAAUAGAGCAGUCGGACUUGUUUAGUUUCUUGGUUUUGGAAACAAGUCAUUAUACUAACGACCAGUUCAAGAACUAUAAAAGUCUUGAAGCAUACAACCAAGUGGUUUCUGGGUUUGUAGCGUCCGUGAAGGGAAGAAUUGUUUCUGACAAGUAUGUAGUCGUAGCCAAAGUUCGCCAUUCUCAACGAAUGAAUGAUCCUCUCGUCGAUAUCUGGCUCAUUACAGGAAAGGAUGGAAGAAUUUUCUCCGCUCAUUGCCUGGGCUGUAAGGCAGGACUAGCGGAAUCGUGUUCACACAUUGCCAGUGUCUUAUUUUAUAUCGAAUGCUGGACUCGAAUCAACGGAAAGCUGGCUUGUACGCAAGUAAAAUGCUCAUGGCUCCUUCCAACUUAUGUAAGUAAUGUGACCUAUGCUAGGGCAAAAGAAAUCGAUUUUUCUUCUGCUAAAAAGUUAAAAGAAAAACUUGACGAUAACAUUGAAUCUUUUAAUGAAUAUUCUCAAUCUCGAACUGUUGGAGACGCAACGAACAAGAUCAUGACCCCUAGCGUUUCAGCGGAGGAUGUGUCGGAGUUUUACAAAAAGCUGAAUCAGUGUGAAACAAAAGCUUCAAUAUUAAGUUUGAUCGACCCAUAUGCCAAUCAAUUUAUUUCAAAAAGCAGAAACAUUCCAGUUUUAACAGAUCUUUACGAAUCAAGUAAUUUAGAUCUGAAAUACCCCGAACUUUUACGGAAAUGUUUAGAAGUUAAGAUAAACAUUUCAGACGAAGAGAUUGAUCAAGCUAAAAGUCCAGGAUUUUUUAGGCAUCGUGCUGGCAGAAUUGGAGCCUCUGUCUGUGGUGCUGUGUUCCAUGGAAAUCUUGCACAGCCUUCUCAAAAUCUAAUUCAGUCUAUCUGCUAUCCGCAUCUAUUUAAAAUAAACAACAAGGCAACCAAACAUGGUUGUAAAUACGAGGAACAAGCUAUCAAAAGUUAUGAACACCACAUGAAAUCGCUACACACCAACUUUCAAAUUAAAAGAUGUGGACUUUUCAUAAACAAAGACUUUCCUUUUAUACAUGCUACACCAGAUUUUCUAAUAUCGUGUGACUGCUGUGGAUUGGGCUGCGGGGAAGUUAAAUGCCCCAUUUCCGUCACAAAUGGUAACUUCAACGAAUACAGCCUGAAAGCAAGCUCUUGCCUCGAAAAUGUGAAUGGAGUAUUAAAGUUAAAGAAAUCCCACAACUAUUACUAUCAGGUACAGCAGCAGCUAUUUACAUUGCCUGAUCGAAAGUAUUGUGACUUUGUUGUUUUUGCCAUUGAUUCUGAUGGGAACUCACAUGUUUUAUGUGAUCGAAUCAACCCUGACCCAUCCCACUCAAGCGGUGUUAUGAAAAAGAUCGAAACAUUUUGGAGAAUUUGCAUUCUUCCAGAAAUGCUUGGAAGAUGGUACACCAGACGGUGUGAUCUACCUGAAAGCAAACUCAUUGAUAAUGUCAUAUGUUUUUGUAGGGGACAGCCUAAUGAUGACAUUGUAUCCUGUACCAAUGCUGACUGUCCAUAUGGACAAUUCCAUACUAAAUGCCUUUCUUUACAUAAUGUGAAAAUGCCAAAGCAAUGGUACUGCCCUCACUGCUGUAAACUACCACAGCUCAAAAAACGGGCAAAGGCUAAAGUUGCACCAUCUCAGGUAAACCAGGCUGCUAUGUUAAAAACUACAAUUUGUAUCUAAUGAAAAGGCAACCAUGACUGAUAGACUCAUUGAGUGCCACAAUGUAAACUGCAGCAAUGGAAAUUUCUUCCAUCUGAAAUGCUUGGGGUUGAAAAGAAUGCCUAACAAUUCCAAGACAACAUGGCUAUGUAAUAUCUGCCGAGGAAAAAAGGGCAACACAAUGCCUUGUGAUAAACCUACCACUUCUACUUCUACAACACCUAUUACAAAUCCUAAAUCACCUGCAACAACAUCAAACUUAUCAGAUGAUGAUGAUAAUGAUAGUGAAGAUGAAAUAGAAAUUACAAAAGUGUCAACUAGUUCUGGUUCUGUUAACAAGUAUGCUAUUCUGGCUAAUUUAAACAAUGCAGAUUAUGACAUCAUUAGUGAUCCUGCUGGAUGGCUUACUAGUGACAUUAUCCAAUAUGCUCAAGUCCUGAUAAAAGAAGUUAACCCAGCAAUUGAGGGCUUACAACGACCAACUCUUGGAAGAGUCAGAAACUUUGAUGUAGUGUCUAGUGAAUUUAUUCAGAUUCUACACACUGGAAGUGAUCACUGGGUCUGUGUUAGCUCACUGGGCUGUCCACCUGGAUAUGUUCACCUGUAUGAUAGUUUAUAUCAUGAUGUUAUAAGUCAAGAAAUAGAGGAACAAACCAAUGACCUCCUAGGUGGAAGUUUGAUUAGUUUAGAUUUUGUACCCGUCCAGCAACAGAGCAAUGGUAGUGACUGUGGGGUUUUUUCUAUUGCAUUUGCCACAUGUUUAGCUUUUGCUACUAAUCCAAGUCACUUUACUUUUGACAUUCCCAAAAUGCGCUCACACUUAUUAUCAUGUCUCAAAGAUGAGACAAUUAGCAUGUUUCCAUCCUUCUAAUUUCUUGAUAAAUUUUGUAAUUAGAGUGCAAACAAUGCAGCCAUUGAGCUAUCCACAAAACCUGUCUAGUAAUACUAAAUAGUGCGAUCUGUUGUUUACUAUCCUUAAUUAGCACUAUUCUGCAAUAUUUAAUCCUUUUUAUUUUGCAGUUAAAUUGUUUUCAAUCUAAAUGCAGUAAAAAUCACUGAAUUUUGUAAAUAACAAAACAUAUUUGCAUGUCCAUUGGUGUAAAAUAAUGUGAAAUCAUUCACAAUGAUACAUAAAAUUUACAAUAAUUUGCCAUAGAAUUUACCAGAGAUAUGAAUUUAAGCAAUAUUGUCAUGUUUUGAAAUAAUUUUGCUAAAUAUUGAAAUUAUUUUGUUCCUGUUCUUAAUAUUAUAUUGACAAUGUGCAAGAUGACUUUAGAUAUAUAAAUAAUAUUUGAUUCAAAAAUUCAACAAUCUUGUUGUUGCUUUUUAGUUUAAAACCAGUCACUAUGAGUUUGUUAUUUGCCAACUUAGACAUGCAUUCACAUCAUAGAUUUUUAAAUGAUUAACACUUGUUUACAAAAAAAACUUUUUGUUAACAUAACAUGUAUCUUUGCUGUUUUAGAUCACCUGAUAAGCAGCUAAAUAAUUUUGUCCAAUAGCGCGAUAACACUUAAACCAUGAAAUAACUAAAAUAUGUCUACUAUUAACUAUAGAGACAAAUAGUAGCAAAAUCCUUUGUUUUCUAUUGCUUAAUUAGUACUAUUUGUACUUUUUAGUUAGUCCUUGUUUCACAGUUUCAGUGCUAUUGCUUUAGUUAGAAUGAUUUACAUUAACCUUUGAUAUAAAGUAUGGUGAGUCGCUGUACAAAUAAAAGAACACAAAUGGAUCUAAGGUAUAUUACCUCAGAAUGUAUUAAUAGGUUAAUGAAAACCACUCUAUUAAUAAAUAUCAAUAAUUAUUUACAAUAGCAACAAUGUAUAUGCUGAAAGUAAUCAAGUAGUCCAAAAAUGGAUUUAGGUAUUUUGGCCAGAGGUAAGUGGUUGAUCUUUAGUCUAGUACAUAAUUCUUGCACUCCCCUUGUGAAAAUAUUUUCCAGGAUCCUGUAAGAUUCUAUCGGGAUCCCAAACAGGAUUCUGUCCAGGAUUAGGAUUUACCAAAGUCUUAGAGUCCCACAGGAUCUUGAUAGGAUGAUUAAAGAUCCAAUAUCUACUAGGAUUCUGGGAAAGAUUUCCACCAGGGUAUUGUCUUAGAAAACAAUAAAAAUUCAUUUAAACUAGCUAAUCAAAUGGUACUAUUGAUGGGCAAAAAUUUACAAGGGCUGAACAAACUCUUAGAAUACGGUCUAUUAUGGGUACCUGGUUUUCUGCGGGACCGUUCUGGUCACAACUCAAGAAUUUAGUGGGGAGUGUUCCUUCUAAUAUAGUAUAUUUCCUUCGUAGUAGACCUAUCACUCGCUCCACAUGGAUCCUCACAUUCGCUAUGCCUCUUGAACGCUCUACAUCUACUGGGUGCAGCUGAGCUUUUCCUUUGGUGAAUGCAGGAAUCACUAGCUUUCCUUGCUUCAAACCAGCACUCUCAGAAAUUGUAAAUCCUCUAUCUGCCAUUAUAGUAUCUCCUGGUAUCAAUUUUUCUAGGAUUCCACAGUUCUCAGUCAGAAAUUUAUCUGAUGUUCUUCCUCCCCAAGCCUCAGAAACAAAUGAGAUAGUGCCUUGGGGUGUGAUUCCAAUCAAAAUCUUAACAGUGUUGUGGUUGUUAUAUUAUGAAGAAAAGGUCUGAGCUCUGGCCAUAAGGUUUGUUGGUUUCUCAAUAAAAACUUCGAAACAAUCAAUUAUUACAGUAACCUUACGACCAAAGGUGUACUGAAAACACAUUGGCAUAGUUUUCCACAUCUGUUCCCUUGCAGGCCAAUGAAUUAAGCAAGACAGCCUCGAGUCCAUUGCAUGUAUCCAUGAGGUGAAUAUCCUUGACACACUUGUUAAGGACACCUCAAAACGGUAUGCGAAGUCUUGAAAUGGUACAUUUAACCGUAACUUCAUCAAAACAAUGAUAAAUUCUUGAAAGCUGUUCAAGCUGGUUAAAUCUGAUCGUCGUGAUACGUACGGGCUUACAUGUUCAAACACUACCAUUAGUAUAUCAAACGAAGACAAUCCAGUGUAAAAACGAACUUUAUCUGGAGAUUGGAAGAAGUCUUUAUCUGGAGCUUGAUAUACAGAGUUCUUAAACAAAUAAUUGAAUUCUUGAGUCUGCAUUCCUCUAUUUCUCCUGCCUUCAGAAACUACUUCAAAGUCCUCCGUUGAAGUGGAACGAUCAAUCAUUUCGUGGACGACUGUUUGAAUUCCCUUCUCUGCCUGUCUCGUCGCCGUCAAAAUAUUCAUAACUUGUACUGCCACAAGCUUCGUCAGAAUGAGCGUCUAGGCCUGAAACAUCUUCAGUAGAUGUGCUAGCAAUAGCAAAAUCUAUGUUUUGCACAGUCAGACCAGUUUGUUCCAGCUCUUUUCUCUUCUUAGCUGCUUCGAUUUGUUGACGCUCGAUGCUUCUCUUCCUGCGCUCCUUGGCCCUUUCAGCCUUCAAACUCGCUUCUUCUUUUUGUUUAUCGACUGUAGGCUGCUUCGCUUGUGGCUUUCCAAGGUUUAGAGUUGGCACCCAGUCGAUGUGAUAUCUAUCCCAAGAGGCUGCAGCUUUUCCAGUCACAAAAUGUAACCCACAUACUCGUUCACUGUCGAGGAUUCUCUUCGUCUCUGUAUCGCCUCGACUUAUUGCUGAAAUCCAGCGCCUUCUUCUCUCUCUAGUGAGUUCUUCGUGCUCUUCUCCUUGAUUUGAUACAAUCUUGGGUAUUGUAUGAAAGCUAACACGACUUUUUCCGCUUUUAGAAGCACAUCCAACCACUAUACAAUGAACCAUAUUGAGUAAAAGUACUAUAUAUCUCUGUUUGUUUACGCUUGAGGGGCACAGUAAUGGCGGAUAGCAACCGUUGUCAAGUGCGGUGUCACGUGGGUGAAAGUCAAGAAUACUUUGUUAUUACUUAUUAAAAACUAAAAUAUAAAUAAGAUUUUGUAAAGUCUGUCAAACUGGUUCAUUUACUUUAGUUCAAUUAGUUGUUUUUUAUCCAUUUAACGUUUGUAAACUUUUAUACAUUUAGUUUAACUUUAUUUUGUACUUAUGUACGUACUUUUGCAAUUUUUAGCAAUUAGCGCGCAGAUGAAUAACAAAGCACAAAUAAGUAAUUUGUAAAUGUACAAGACCUAUACUUUACACAGUGAAAACACAGUAAGUAUUUGAAGAGGUCAAAGCAGUCCCGCGGGAACACACAACGCACUUUCAGAAAGAACAAUGCCUAUGCUUAAAUGCUUAAAUGUUAGACCCUAUUAAAGCUUGCGCUUAUUUCUAGGGGGCGCCAAGGUAUUAUAGGCGGCGAAGGUGGCCAGGGAUCCGUAAGGAUCUUAAGACUGGCAGUGCACUUGAUUUAAAGGAGUCAAUCGACGAGGACUCGACAACCUCUGCGGGAAGCAAGUUCCAAGUCCUGAUAGUUCUAGGAAAAAAAGAGUAUGAGUGGGAAAGUACAUUGGACUGAAUCUGGUUAUAUUUAGAGGAGUUUGUUCUGGACGGUCGAAGGUUUGGCUGAAAUUGUUGAGGUAGAGCAAUGUUCACUAAAUUGUUGCGGAUUUUAUAGAAGAGGCAUAGUUGGGCGAGCUGACGUCGCACUUCAAGCGAGUCCCAAUUCAGGGAUUUAACAAGGUCAGAUGAGCUUGCCCUGGGGUCGUAGGUACCAGUAACGAAACGUGCCGCAUUUUUCUGCACUUGCUCUAAUUUGUUGAUGUCUCUAUCCGUGAAGGGGUUCCAUACUGGAGAAGCAUAUUCCAUGACCGGUCUUAUCAUUGAAAAGUACGCACGUUCCUUUACACUCUGAGAACAGGGUUUAAGGGUACGUUGUAAUAAUCCAAGAGUCUUGUUGGCUUUCAAAGAGACUUUACAACAAUGCCUACUCCAGCGGAGAUCGUGUGCAACGCGGAUCCCUAGAUAGUCAUGCUCGUCUGUAGAAUUCAGGAGCUGGGAGCCUAGCGAGUAGUUGAACAAGCUGCUAUUUCUCUUCAAGGUGAUCGGCAGUAAUUGGCAUUUAGAGGCAUUAAACUCCAUCUGCCAAGUCCGAGCCCAGGCUUCAAGGUUGCAGAGAUCGUGUUGGAGGGACACAUGGUCGGCUGGAGAUCGAAUGGUCCUGUAGACCACUGUGUCAUCUGCAAAUAGGCGAGUUACCGAGCUGCAUUGGCGUAGGAACGCAAACAAAUAUGCAAAUAUUGCUAAGUUGAAGUAUACGGGUGACUGACCACUAGGGCGGUGAAUUAAUUAAGUUUAGUAAAAAGGCUGAAUGAAAAUAAAAUUACACAAAAAUUCAAUCAGAAAAUGGCAACGAGAAAGAAUCAAUCAAAAGAGAGUAGCCUCACAAGCAUAGACUUUAUCAAACAGGCUGCCUAGGCAGCUCACAAAGCGUCUAGGAGUAUAAAUAAAUAAGAGCAUCAAGAGCAAGAAUGGUUGUGGUUUACCAGGAGUUCCAAUAUAGCUGUAGAAAAUGUCGUCUGAGGCUUUGGUCUCUACAGUCUCUUCAAAAUCGUGUAAAAAAUGCUUUCCAAAUCAGUUACGUUAGUCGUAGCCACGACUUGGUCCAAAAAACGAUGUCCUCCCGCUUAAUAAAAUAUGAUUUCUCGUAGUGUUUUCACUUGAUUUCAAAAGUCUUUGGUAGAAAUUGACGGGGCUCUGUAGGACACGUCCACGCCGACAUAAUGCGCAGACAUAAUGUUAAAGGUACAAUAAAGGUACAACAACAUAAUGGCAAUGUGGAGGAUUUAGUCUUGUCGCUUUUUUGUCUGUACAUAGUUUGUCUGUGCCCUGACUGCCUCUGAAUUGUCCAGCGGAUGUCUUGCGGUAGUUUUAAUCUCUUGUGAGAUUAAAGCGAGCCAGAUUCGCCAAAUUUUCAGCUCUUUGUUUAGUUAUUAUGGUGGUAUCUUCUAACUGUUGUAUCUCUUCUCAAUGCAAAAAAUAUUUGCAUGUUUUCUUACUCUUGCAAGCCAUCUUUAAUAUCCUCCAUGGAAAAAAGUAAGGUUUUAAAGCCGGCUUGGGGCAAUUAUCUUGAUUAUACAAUUUAUAAAGCAAGAGCUCUGACAAGGAAGACAAUUGUUUGACUGUUGAUUGACAAAACGCUACCCUCUACCCAAAUCGCUGCAAAGCUCGGUUAAUGAAAUUGGGGCGCUUCUGUAAUAAGAUUUGUAUGGUGACAACAUAUAUGACAGUGUUUCCAGCAGUAAUCAACAGAACUUCCAUGGCUGCGCAGCGGAGCUCAGUUAGAGGAUCUGAGGUGGUUUAUUGGUUUAGUAACGCUGGCAUUUCAGUCACAGCUUGGAAUAGACUUAUCCAGGACUCAAUGGUCCAGAUCUUAGGUGGCUUUCCUGUUGUUGGUACUUUAAGGAACCCUGGCAUGAGCAGAUAGCUCCAAAGAUACAAAGCCUUGCUGUGGGCGAGCUAACUGACAGAAGCUCAACUGAGGAAACUGUUGGAAUCUCAAUUACCAGAGCCUCCCCCUGAGCAUGUCCCAUGAUUUUGGCGGCAGUCACUUUUUCACCAAAAGUAAAUAUGGCUAUGGGUAAUAAUAAUUAACGUGCACAAAUAGAUAAAUUUGUUCAUAUAAUAACAACGACCUUGUUUGCUUGAUAGGAUGCUACUCCUGUUGUAAUUCGUCCUCAUCUAAUUUUUUUCACUGGUUAUGGACUUACAAUCUGAUUGUUAAUUUAUUUAUUUAACUUCGUCCACUAUAAAUUAAUUAAAUUACACAAAAGUACAAAUAGUAGACUGGGACACCAGUUACAAAACAAAAGUAAGACAGAGAACUAAAAGCAAAUUGACAAGUCAACAUUAUUGAAAGCUAAAAACAACAUGAAAUGGCUGUGUCGAGCAGACGAGAUUUGUGACACUUGAUGCAAAUUGUCUUGAACGAACUUGGAUCAUCUACGUUAUAGGAAAUGGUCAGCGCUCGGCUGUAAUAUUGUAAAAGCAGGCACUUAAACUGAUUUAAACUUAGGCUGUUUAGUCGGAAAUGAUCAGGCAAAGUGUUCCAGGUGCGCGAGGCACGGACGAAAAAAAGAGUUUUGAAAGCAAGAUGUUCUACACCUGGGAGGACGAAAACUUACAUUUGGAUUAACAGUAGAUCUAGUGGUUCUGACUGGUUCAAUACAAGUCGCGAGGCAUUCCUGAGAUAUAAAAACAAAGCCACUAAUGGCUUUAUAGAAAAAAACUAGAUCUAAGUACUCGUGCCAAUAGCACAGUGGCAACAAGUUAGUGGAGAGAAGGCGUUCAGUGUAAUUCUCUGCGCAGAGGAACGGAAGGCUUAGCAUAUAUUUGGUGGCUCUUCUUUGCACUCUUUCUAACUUUUCUAUAAGUUUAACUGAUUGUGGGCUCCAGACCUGGGUAGCAUAACGGUCCACGGUGGUUCUGCGCAGAAAGCCCAACAACUUGUUAGCCUUCGCGCAACUCUCUGUGACGUGCUUUGACCACGUAAGGUCGCUGGUGACCCAGAUCUUUCUUGUGAAAGGAGACUGUUAGCAGCAACCCGUUCAGAUGGUAUGGGACUUCGAUGGGGUGGGACUUCCUUGUGACUUUCUGACACUUGUCCUGGUUGAACAUUAGGCCAGAUGUUUUUUACCAGUUUUCCAGGCUGCUGAGAUUUUGCUGGAGUAGGGCGGCGUCUGAAUCCGAGUUCACACACUUUACUAGCUUUGUGUCGUCUGCGAAGCACGCAACUUUUGAGUUGUGCACGACAUCUGGAAGGUCCACCUUGUCGAAUGCUUUCGACAUGUCCAUGUAGAUGAAGUCCGUUUGUUUCCCGUUAUCCAACAAAGAGCCGAUAUGGUGCAAUACCUCAAGUAGCUGGGUAGUACAAGAUUUUCCAGGCAGGAAUCCGUGCUGAACGUUGUUAAUCAGAGUUGCUAAAUGAUCCCGUAUGUUAGAGUUUGUAGGCAUGUGGUCCUUCGGGUCAAGAAACACAUACAAGCAUAAACUACCUACUGAGGGUGAAAUGCCUAAAUCUCCUUAACAACUGAAAGAAAACUUGUGAUGCUCGUACCAGUUUAUAUUGACCAUAUUACAAGUGUAUAUACCCGCUUAAAACAGUAUUAUUUUUUGACUUGAGGUUUUCUGUCAGGAAAAUUAAAUUAUAUGUUUGGCGAUAUUACAUUGAUUAAAUAUAGGUUUCCUCUUAAAUGUAAGUCAUUCUUUAACCCUUUCACUACUGAAGCCCAUUGUGUGUCUCCGCUAUUCCUGGAGCCUAAUUAGCAUUCCCCACUAAUAUACAUACGCAAACAAAACAUGCAUGCUCAGUAGGUUUUCGAGGCAGAUUGUAAAGAAUAAAGCACAGAAACAAGUAGCGCAGAUAAUGAAGUUUUUAAUGAACCGAAAUAUUGGCGUUUUUGCCACUCUUGUUUAGAGCUGUAAUGAUUUGAAUUAACAAUUUCAUACAAAAAUUCAAAUUUCGCGCCAUCUUCUCUACCAAUGAUCUCAAAUUUUGCAUCAUUCACAAAAUUAUUGUUAUCUUAGACACAAAAUAUAAAUAGAAUAUAUAAUAAUAAUAUUUAGUCUGUACGAUAGUUCAUGCCGUGCAAUGGUCCAUUUCAUGGAAUGCCUGGUGGCAUCCUUUAUGGCAGAGACCAACUUAGCAGAUCCCGCACUUGUAAUACGUCUGGAUCUUGUAGCCUUUCGGGGUCUUUUUUCCCUUCUUGCUGCAAAGAACACAUGCCCUCUUCCUUCCUUCUACAUGAGUGGCGACAUGGACUGGGGCUGGGACGUUCUGGGGAGUUGGGGGAGCAGGAACUUGUGGGCACUUUCUCGAGUUGGACUUCGCUAUAAGCGCUUGCGCAAGUUCGGUCUUGAAAACUAUAACAGUUCUCUUCGCCUUUCCUUGUUAUCUGCGCUUGAAUCCUUCAAGGAUGAAGGCGUUGGUCACUGCCAAAUUGAACAAAAACCAAAACACGUAUUUAUACCAUUUACGCGAUUGCCAGCCCUAGGAAUAAGACAAUUGGAGCUGGUCUAUUUCAUUGCGGCCGCGAUACUUUUCACUUUUCACUUUGCAACCUAGUUCAAGAGGGGAAACAUUCGUCGAAAGAAGACUGACGUCCCUCUUGUCGUGCCAUUUUGCAAAGAGGAGCUGGCUUGACGCUGAACAAUUUUGCCGGGCUCCAACUUACCCUUGGGGCUUGACGGCAAUUCCCUGCAAUUCACGCGCACAGUCCCCCAUGCGUAGGUUUUUUGAUCUAGUUAGUGAUCAAAAGCACAAAAGAUAUGUCUGUAGCUGCUCAGGAAAGGCUAAGCCAUAUCCAUAACCACAUCGUAGCCGAGUCCAUGGACACGCUGUCUGUUUUCUUGUCCAAGGUACACUUUGUAGUUACACACGUAGCCGUUGUUCACGUCGGCAGCCAUCCACACUUUCGGGGUCGUCUUUCCCUUAUUGCUGCAAAGAACACAUGCCCUCUUCCUUCCUUCUACAUGAGUGGCGACAUGAGCUGAGGCUGGGAUGUUCUGGGGAGUUGGGGGAGCAGGAACUCGUGGGCGCUUUCUCGAGUUGAACUUGGCAAUAAGCGUUUGCGCAAGUUCAGUCCUCUUCGUCCUCUUUCCUUGUAAUUGGCACUUGAAUCCUUCAAGGGUGAAUGCGUUGGUCACUGCCAGAUUGAACAAAAACCAAAACACGUAUUUAUACCAUUUACGCGAUUGCCAGCCCGAGGAAUAAGACGAUCGGAGCUGGUCUGUGCGGUCAACUCCUCCCAUGUGCGCCGUGUAAACAUCUGUCACCUUUGGCUUUUCGAUGUCUAUUUCUUCGCGGCCGCGAUACUUUCUUCUCACUGUGUGACCUGGCUCAUAAGGGGAAACAUUCGUCGAAAGAAUACUAACAUCCCUCGUGUCGUGCCAUUUUGUGAAGAGGAGCUGGCCUCGCUGACGCUGAGUAGUAGUAGCUUUUAUUUUACAACGCUAUAACCCUGACAACAUCAGCUGGUUUUCACAAGGGGCGUUGGCUAUCUACUUUUAUACAUGAUACAAUAUUUACAAUAAUUUUACUAAUUGUAUAUAAAUAUAUAUAGAUA